AUGGAGACUCAGACGACUUCGAAAGGCAAUCCCCGCGAUUCUAUGGUGUCGACCUGGCGCGAUGGUGACCGAUCGCAAUGGACACCCUCCCACUGGCUGCUGGACCUGCUGGGCACACGCCUCACUCCCCGCGAUGGAAAAGUACCAGUCUAUUCCAAGACGGACAAGAUCCCAUCCGUACGAGAAUGGACUGUCCACCUGUGGAUUCUGCUACACGCCCUGAUUCCGCACGUUCUUCAACAAACAUACAUGACCUAUACCGGCCGCACCCUCCACCCUAUCGCCGCCUUUUGCUUGUAUAGCACGACCUUCUAUGGGACUGGCAUCCAUCUUACGCAAACCAUUCGCCGCCUCGGUCAGGUCUACGGCUUCUUGGACGGGGAUAAGCAUGGGCGAGAUGACAUCCCUGAUGUUGGCGUGGAAAGAGUUGCGGCGGAACUGCUUUCCGUACCCACACUUCGGCUGGCCAUGUCUGUCUACCUAUCUUAUCGACCGGAGGAGCGCCCGUUAUCUUUCCACGGGGGCUGGCUCGCGUUGGAGAUCGGACUCUACAGCAUCACGGUGGACUUUUGGUUCUACUGGUACCACCGUUUGAUGCACUCGGUGCCUGUGCUGUGGAGAUUCCAUCGCACACACCACCUAACGAAACACCCCCACCCGCUACUGGGUGCGUAUGCGGACCAUGAGCAAGAGUUUAUGGAUAUAAUAGGCAUCCCACUACUUGCGUAUGGCACUCUAAAGCUGAUGGGGUUGUCCAUGUCCUUUUACGAAUGGUACAUCUGCUAUCAGUAUGUCGUCUUCUCUGAGAUCAUCGGACAUAGCGGUCUCCGGAUCCACGGCAGCACGCCCUCUACUAUCAAUUGGUUGCUCGAGAUCUUUGAUGCAGAGUUGGUAAUCGAAGACCAUGACCUACACCACCGAUAUGGAUGGAGAAAGAGCCACAACUACGGCAAGCAGACUCGGGUCUGGGACCGCAUUUUCGGCACCUGCCGUGAACGCAUCGAAGGUCAUAAGGACAACAUCGACUAUGUAAACCGUGUUACAUUCCCACUGUUUUGA
This is a messenger RNA of Aspergillus bombycis, 1059 nucleotides long. Its product is annotated as sterol desaturase family protein. Gene Ontology annotation, biological process: ergosterol biosynthetic process. The transcript has a single exon. Gene Ontology annotation, molecular function: C-4 methylsterol oxidase activity; iron ion binding. The record is from RefSeq and is a predicted model, not a curated record. Lineage: Eukaryota; Fungi; Ascomycota; Eurotiomycetes; Eurotiales; Aspergillaceae. The coding region runs from base 1 to 1059 and encodes 352 amino acids.